Molecule: messenger RNA, 2265 nt
Organism: Ogataea philodendri
Lineage: Eukaryota; Fungi; Ascomycota; Pichiomycetes; Pichiales; Pichiaceae
Exons: 1
Coding region: 1-2265 (754 amino acids)
Biological process (GO): protein phosphorylation
Cellular component (GO): cytoplasm; plasma membrane; nucleus
Molecular function (GO): protein serine/threonine kinase activity; ATP binding
Source: RefSeq, a predicted model, not a curated record
AUGACUACGGAAAAUAUUCCGAGCACAAACGAUCAUUUGUCUCAGCCCACUGCGCAGUCCAGCGCCCAGGAGGCGAAGCCGGCUGUCGCAUACACUCCGCCGCAGUCGUCUGUGCAAAAGGAUGAGUUUCCGGACUCCACCAAACCCGUGUCCGAGUCGUUGACGUUACCAGAACAUUCGUCGUCCGGUCUUCACUCCCAUAAUAGAACAAGAUCGCGAUCUCGGUCCAACUCGCGCAAACUCUCGAUUGGACGGCUGUUCAACAUCGGCCAGGACUCUACGGCCAUGAAACCUGCUGCGUUCGAGCCCGCAACCACCCCGGCCAUCGAUGAGCUACAGACCGAACAACUACAGACGCCUCCGACAACAAGCGAAGACGUGAACACCGACUAUUUCAGCGUGAAAGAUGGCUCUCAGGACACAGAGGACGACGAGAUGUCCAAAGACAGCACGUUCAGCAAAAUCAAAAAGAUCUUCCGCUUCAAUUCUACAGACCAUGUUGACUUCCAGCAACCAAAAGAAAUAGCCGUGCCAGAUCACGAGGAAGAAGAACUCCGCCAGGGAAGUAACGGUAAUUCGCUGAUUAAGAAGUUCCGCAGAAUUCGAUCGCCGUCCAGCCCGGUCCAGUUCUCCUCGGUGCCCCAGAUCACUGUCACCGAGUCUGUUCAGGAGUGCGACAUUGCUGAACAGGAUUUCAUCGACCCAGGCCACGACUUCCAGGUGAAGUUGAAGCACGAUUAUUCCGUCAACAACUCCACCACCACCCUCAACAAUUUCCUGACAGAAGAGUCACCAAAACCCGAGGCUGAGCCUGAACAGAGAGAAUUUAAGGAACCUGCGGCUCCGAGCUCCAAGUCCAAGUCUAUUCACAAGAAAUUGAAACGGGUGGCUUCUGCUCCUUUGGGACUCAAACAACUCGUUGAACCAGCGCCGGCCCCGGUGUCUGCCCCAGAAAGCACCGACAUCACGAAACAUAUCGGAGAAAUCACGCUCUCCGACUCCAGUGGAUCCAGUUUGCCUAGCGGAUCGGGCAGAAACUACUAUAGCACAGGUGUCAAGAUAUCCGACGUCGAGGUGACUCCACAGUCCUUCGAAAAGCUCAAACUUCUCGGGAAAGGAGACGUCGGCAAGGUGUAUCUUGUGAGAGAGAAAUCAAAUAAGAAACUGUUUGCCAUGAAGAUCCUCAAUAAGAAGGAGAUGGUGGAGCGCAACAAGAUCAAGCGAGUUCUGGCAGAACAGGAGAUCCUUGCGACCGCCAGCCAUCCUUUCAUUGUCACAUUAUACCAUUCAUUCCAAUCGGAGGACCAUUUGUACUUAUGCAUGGAGUACUGCAUGGGAGGAGAGUUUUUCAGAGCGUUGCAAACACGCAAGAUGAAGUGCAUUUCUGAGGCAGACGCGCGGUUCUACGCGGCCGAGGUGGUUGCAGCGUUAGAAUAUUUGCAUUUGAUGGGCUUUAUAUACAGAGACCUCAAGCCCGAGAACAUACUUUUGCACCAGUCUGGCCACAUUAUGUUGAGCGACUUUGAUCUCUCCAAACAGACAGACCAUAUCCGGAGACCGGAGCUUGUUGCUGCGCACCGGUCUGCCUCGAGCCUGCCGCAAUUGGACACCAACGCGUGUAUCAACGGGUUCAGAACCAACUCUUUUGUGGGAACAGAGGAGUAUAUUGCUCCCGAGGUGAUUUGGGGCAAGGGUCACACUGCUGCGGUUGAUUGGUGGACUCUUGGCAUAUUUAUCUAUGAGAUGAUGUUUGGAAUCACGCCGUUCAAAGGGUCUACUCGCAACCAGACAUUCUCCAACAUUUUGAAGAACGAGGUGCAAUUUCCCGAUUACAACUCUGUUUCGAGCAGUUGUCGCAACUUGGUGAAGAAGUUGUUAAUCAAGGAUGAGACCAAGCGGCUUGGUUCACGCAGCGGUGCCUCCGAGAUUAAAACACACUCGUUCUUCAAAAACGUCCAAUGGGCCCUUUUAAGAAACCAAAAGCCUCCAAUGAUCCCGGUGUUCACACAGAGACGGUCCAGACGCGAUAAGGAGAACAAGACCACGCAGGGCUCGAUCGGUACGCUCAAGUCCAAGCGUAAGACGUCGUCGUCGCCCGUGCAGCCCAACACCACGCCCGAUCCGUUUGAAAACUUCAGUUCUGUCACCAUCCAUCACAACGACGACAGCCAGGUGAUGCGGUUCGAGGGCACAGAGCUCGGCGACAUUUCGUACACGCUGACGAAGCCAGACGCCGUGAGCAACAAGCGGUUCCUCAAGAUGUGA